GAUACACGCGAGCGUAACUGUGUACAUUAAUGUAGUAAAGAUGUGAUAUAAAUGUGUAUUGCCACUUCCACAAGUACCAGUACUAGUACCAGUACCAUCUCCAUCUCUGCUAAAACACCAGGGGAUAAAAACUUUUGAUUGCCAGUUCGCAGUAUCCUAGAUCCUUAAAUUAUUUCAGCUUUCUCUCAUUCGAUUCGCGGACCUCAGUCCUCUUGGACAUAAAAUUUUUCAAAAAUUCAAUCUCUAAAUUACUCAUUUAUUUUUUUUUUUGCAAAAAUGGGAUUGAGGUCAUGAUGAGUGCGACAAGUUUCAUAUAUUUGCUACCGUUGACUUUAAUCGCGGGGGAAUUUAAUAAUGAGUGCAAACGUCAGUGUAUUAGUGGAGAGUCACUGAAAUGUCAAUACAAUUUUGUUGUUACGGAAGCCCAUAAUUUAAAUACAAUUUGUAGAAAUGAAUCUGAGGAUUGCGAGGACUCAGUAGACAGCGUGUUGUUAAUUAACGGCUUGACACCUGGACCAGCUAUAGAAAUAUGUCUCGGCGACAGCGUAGAAAUAUUCGUCCACAACAAAUUAUUAUCGACGGAGAUCUCAUUCCACUGGCACGGUAUCAGUCAACAAGGAUCUUCGCACAUGGACGGCGUCACAAUGAUAACCCAGUGUCCAAUUCUCCCGUUCACCAGCUUCCGGUAUGACUUUAAGCCCGACAGUAAUGGAACUUAUUUCUAUCACGCCCACUCAAUUUAUCAACAAGCCGACGGUUUGCACGGAGCUCUGAUAGUUAACUCCCCGUCAGACGACCAGACUCUACAAAAUACUUUUAUUCUAUCAGCAAAAUCAGAUCAUAUCUCGCCGCUAUCGUCCUCUCAAUCGGCUCCAAUCGCUUUGACAAUAAACGGCAAGAUCAAUAAUGCAGAGUGGACCGUCCGCAGAGGCAACAAUUAUCGUCUGCGGUUAAUAAACGCCAAUAUUUUCUGCCCGCUUGCAUUUUUCAUCGACGAGCAUCCGCUGACAGCCAUCGCCGUCGGCAGUACCCUCGUCAAAGAAGUCGAGACAGUCCAUGUAAUAAUAUUCCCAGGGGAAAGAAUAGAUUUGACAUUGAAUGCAAAUAGACAGGGAUCGAAAUAUCGGAUGGUAGUUCAAGGUCUGGAGUCCUGUAGGCACUUGAUCCACGAGGCAGCAUUAACUUAUGACAGUGCGGAAUCGAACGUCUCUGCUCCCGAUAAAGAUGAUGCUCCUCUACAUUAUCUCGAUGUCCCAGAAGAAUUGCAGGCUCAUGACUGUGCUAGUAUUGAAAAAAAUACUCUCUGUUCCUUGGAUUUAAAGACAACGUCCAAUGUUAUUAUUAAUAACGACCCCGCAGACAUUUAUUAUAUUCCUUUUGACAUAAACUACUACCCAGCCAUCACCGAUGACAUGACUGAUUAUACUUUUAAUAUUUAUGGCUAUUCUUAUUACCCCUCUUACUUGACAAUUAAAAAUAAUCCGAAAGUACCGCAGGUAAAUAAAAUGUCAUUUAAGUAUCCGUCGUCGCCGAUUUUAUCACAACCGGAAGCGAUUGCUGAAGAUCAAAUUUGCACGAUCGAUGACCGUUCGAGUGCGUGCCGAAAUAAUCCCGAGUUCUGCGAAUGCUUGCAGAUUUUACAAGUGCCGCCUAAGAAAACAGUCGAAAUAAUUAUGAUUGACGAAGGGAAUGGAGGAAACAGGAGCCAUGUCUUCCAUACUCAUGGAUACGCAGUAAAUGUAAUAGGACACCGAUCAUUCGGACGUGCAAUUACUCGAGAUGAAAUCGUAUCUCUUGAUGAAUCCAAUCAGCUGCCACGGAAUCUCAUCGAUCCUCCGAAAAUGGAUACCUUCGUAGUUCCGAAUAAGGGCUACGUCAUUUUGAACUUUUACACAGACAAUAUCGGCUACUGGUUGUGGGAAUUCCGGAGCAUUGAAGCAACACAUGCGCCGGCAAUGCAAUUCGUUCUGCAAGUCGGCAAUCAAGAGAGCAUGCCGAUGGUGCCUAUUGAUUUUCCGACUUGCGGGAAUCACAAGGGUCCGGACUUGAUUUUCGAGGAUGAUUGAGCUGAGAUUUUUAUUUUACUGUAUACUGUAUAUUUUAUUUAUUUAUUUUGUGUAAUAAAUGAUAUUUUUAUUUAUUUAUUAAUAAAGAAGUGAGGGUAAAUUAUUA
Messenger RNA from Microplitis mediator, 2172 nucleotides. RefSeq lists its product as uncharacterized. Gene Ontology annotation, molecular function: copper ion binding; oxidoreductase activity. The coding region runs from base 291 to 2066 and encodes 591 amino acids. Gene Ontology annotation, cellular component: plasma membrane. Lineage: Eukaryota; Metazoa; Arthropoda; Insecta; Hymenoptera; Braconidae. Gene Ontology annotation, biological process: iron ion transport. The transcript has 9 exons. The record is from RefSeq and is a predicted model, not a curated record.